GGAAAGGGAGAAAAGAGAAAGCCAGGAGCAGGAGGAAAGAGUUGAGAAGAGGCUGCACUCAGCUGGAGGAGAUGGAGAGGAACAGCAACAGGACGGUGGUGGUUACAGGAUUUGGUCCCUUUGGAGAACACACGACCAAUGCCAGCUGGGCUGCUGUGCAGGAAUUACAGAAGCUUGGCUUAGGUGAAGAAGUGGAUCUGUAUGUGUAUGAGAUUCCAGUGGACUAUCAGAAGGUCCAGGAUUUGAUUCCUUCUCUGUGGAAGCAUCAUAACCCUCAGUUGUUUAUCCAUGUUGGAGUUUCGGGAAUGGCCACCACAGUGACACUGGAAAAAUGUGGACACAACCGGGGAUACAUGGGACUGGAUAAUCGAUGUUACUGUCCAGACAAUCACUGCUGUGUCCAGGGAGGACCGGACUGCCUCGAGUCUGUCAUUGACAUGGAUGUCGUGUGUAAUAAAAUCACUGGCCCACAACCGGAUGUGGUCAUUUCUGUCUCACAGGAUGCUGGAAGAUACCUCUGUGAUUUUACCUAUUAUACCUCUCUGUACCUGAGCCACGGCAAAUCCGCUUUCAUUCACGUGCCUCCUCUUGGGAAACCGUAUACCGCUGAGCAGCUGGGGCGGGCUCUCCAGACCAUUAUCGGAGUGAUGCUGGGUGUGCUGGAGCAUCCCAAUGCUAAGAUGAACUGCCAGAUGGCACACUGAGCUCUCAGGAGUGGGCAUUAGGGCAAGCAGAUCUGAGAUCAAAUUGUUUUCCACUUUCUAAACAGUUAUGGGAUGCAACCCUGGUUGUAGCUGCCAUUAUAAAAUUCACAUGUGGGAGGGGGCAAAUGAGAGAGUCUGGAACCUCAAUAACUGAAGUGUAUUUUCUUUGGGGGUGGGUGGUACUCAUGCAUUGUAUUUAAAGUUCAGCUCCCGAAGACGCUGAGAUGAUAUGAAGUCAAGAACAUCUCACCUUGAGCUGAUGUAUUGAGUGCACGUACACACUGUGAUAUAUAACUCUGCAUUCGUUUUUUAGUAAUGUUUUAAAAUGAGCCAUUUCUUACUGAGCAUUUUUAAAUCUGAGCCUGUAACAAUGGCUAUAUUUUUGAUCUUUUUAGGUUUUUCAAUAAGUCUGUCACAAAUUUGCCCCUCUGUUCUCCUACCUUUUAUCUCAUUCACUUUGUCCUUGGUAUAGACUUCUGCCUCUUGCCUUUGUUUUGUAUAUGCUUUCGCUUUCUUUCUCCCAUUCACCCUCUUCAAGGUUUUCCUUUUUUUCUUUAGGGCUGUCACCUUCUUUUCUGCUUGCUCCCCUGCUAUUCGUUUCUGUUUCCCUCUUGCCCGCUCUCCAGUUCCUCGCGCAUUCUCUCUUUAUCUUUCUGAAGCAGAUCAAUUUAUGUUCAAGUCUGCGUGAAUGGAAAUGACAGACAGUCACAGAAGUUCGAUUUUGAAUGUUCUGUUAAACUUUACCCCGAAGGCUAAAAAGCCACAGCUCCAGAGGCUGGAUGCACUUAGGCACUUAGAUGUUGUCAGUACUCGAAGAGAACACAUGCUCACAGCAUGCAUAUGCAAUGUUUGCUUUGUACUUAAGUCAGUUUUGACUAGAUUUUGUAUUUCUUUAAAGUUUGGGCUAAACUAACCAUAGCUUAGAUGGUUUUAAUUAGUUUAAGAUAAUACAAGAAAUUAGUUAAUAAGUUAAUGUCACUGUUUUUAAGACCUUAGUUACUUUGGCCGUCCAAGAUUAAGUCCAAUGUUCCUAUCUCUCUUUGUGACCCUGUUGACAUUCGAUCAUUGUUGGGUUUCAGUACUAUUCUGCUGUCUCUCGGUUUCCUGUGGGAUUUUGGCACAGGCCUGUUUUUCAAAUGAAUCCAGGGGAACUUGGCGACAUACCAUCUUAGCAGGACUUAUACACUUAAUGGUAAGGUCCUAGGGAGUGUUGCUGAACAAGGAGACCUUGGAGUGCAGGUUCAUAGCUCCUUGAAAGUGGAGUCGCAGGUAGAUAGGAUAGUGAAGAAGGCAUUUGGUAUGCUUUCCUUUGUUGGUCAGAGUAUUGAGUACAGGAGUCGGGAGGUCAUGUUGCAGCUUUAUAGGACAUUGGUGAGGCCACUGUUGGAAUAUUGCAUGCAAUUCUGGUCUCCUUCCUAUCGGAAAGAUGUUGUGAAACUUGAAAGAGUUCAGAAAAGAUUUACAAAGAUGUUGCCAGGAUUGGAGGAUCUGAGCUACAGAGAGAAGCUGAACAGGCUGGGGCUGUUUUCCCUGAGCGUUGGAGGCUGAGGGGUGACCUUAUAGAGGUUUACAAAAUUAUGAGGGGCAUGGAUAGGAUAAAUAGGCAAAGUCUUUUCCCUGGGGUCAAGCUUACCUGUGCCUUGGUUAGUGUGUCCCAUCGCUCACUUGGCGAAUAUUUGUUCAAAUUACACUACAUGGCUCCAUACUGGAGGUGUUUGUGCUCUGCAUCUUCUCUCACUGGUUUGUGGAUGAGGAUGUCUUUUGCUUGGAAACAUGAAAACAAAGAGUAGUAUUAGAUUUCUCACGGAGGGUGAGAGAAUUGUGGAGUAAGUCGUGGAGAAGGAGCGAAUGGGGAUCAAUUUGAUUGAACUUUCAAACAGCUGACACAGACAUAAUGGACCAAAGGGCCUCCCCCUUUACCAUAAUAUUCAACAAUUCUCCAGCAUCAUCCUGGAAAGCCAUGUGACUGGGCAGGAGGCAGUCCGAUGAGUUUCUGCACCAGGCAUUGAAAGACACGGCGAAAAGUUAGCUUUAGAUAUUUACAGAAGGAAGGUAUCUCGUUAGAUUAGUCUCCCAAACCCUGAAAGCCAAGUUAACAAAUCAAUUCUUCUAACAUAAAUUUUCCUGGAUGAGUCUUGAUAAUUGGAGUUUAAAUUAUAAACUAUGGAUAUUGAAAGCACAACCCACUGGUCAGUAAACCUAGUGUGCAGUGAAAAUGCCUCUCAAGUCCAUCGGGUUUAAAAGCAAGGUUGUGUGUAGAUUUAAUUGUAGCUGAGAGAUUGUGAGGCAAGUUUCUAACAUUAGACAAUGUAAAUACUGUACUGUAGGAGUGUAUAUAUCAUUAAAGGGCAGCAUUUAACCUUCGUGCACAACUUGGACUUUUGUAGCUCCUUUAAAUAGAGUAAGAUUACAAUGUGUUUCAUGAGAGCACUUCAGACAAAAUAUAACAUUUAAGCUGCAUAAAGAGUUGUUAGUAAGUCCUAGGUUUUAAGGGGCGUCUUAAAGGAGGGAGAGUUGACGAGGUUUUGCAAGGGUUUGCUAAAGUUUGGAGGUUAGGCAACUUUAGAAAUGGUUGUCAAAUCGAGGCAAAAAACAUUUGGGGCACGCGAGAGCUUGGAAGAAUGCAGCCAUUCCAAUCCAGUGGAGGCUGGUUGUCUGGCUGAGGAGGUUAAGGAGAGGGUUUUUGUAUCAAAAAAAACUUCAGGACUGCUGGAGAGAUGGCAUUUCUCAGUUGUGCACAGAACUCUGAUCUUGGAAGCAGCGGGUGACUCCUACUGGCUUUCAGAUUUAAGAUGCAAGAGUCUUUUAAAAAUGAGCUCCACCUGAUUUCUAGGUUGAUUUAAUUAUUGUGAUUAUGACGAUAUAUGUCUUCCAUUAUCCACUCCCUGAUCCCACAGUCACGCUUGUGCUGUGAUUGGAUGUGUUCAUAUUCAUAUGCAAGUGUCUUAAAUCUCUCCUGUUAAGUCCGAAGGAGGAAGGUAUGAGGCAAUAUAUAAAGGGUGGUGAUGGAUGAUCAUUCUGUAUGUGGAGAAGAAAAAUAUUGAAUCUGUAAUUUGCUGAUUUUGGACAUUUAAGGUACUGCACUGUUUGUGGAUUUGUCAAUUUAAUAACUGGUAUUUUAGUUGGAAUGUGGGGGAGACACGUCACAGUGACAGAGACGCUGUCCUGAGGCACGUCACAGUGACAGAGACGCUGUCCUGGAGACACGUCACAGUGACAGAGACGCUGUCCUGGAGACACGUCACAGUGACAGAGACGCUGUCCUGGAGACACGUCACAGUGACAGAGACGCUGUCCUGGAGACACGUCACAGUGACAGAGACGCUGUCCUGGAGACACGUCACAGUGACAGAGACGCUGUCCUGGAGACACGUCACAGUGACAGAGACGCUGUCCUGGAGACACGUCACAGUGACAGAGACGCUGUCCUGGAGACACGUCACAGUGACAGAGACGCUGUCCUGGAGACACGUCACAGUGACAGAGACGCUGUCCUGACUGUAGCUUUCUGCAUCCUGUAGCCUGCCCUUUUUUUUUUAAAAAGGAUCAUGGGAAUUAUUUGAGAAAUAAAGACUAAGAUGCAUCUCGUUCAAUAUAAUAAGAGUUGCAUGAUAAACAAUAAUGGAAUCAUGUACAAACCAUAGCCUUUGAUUUCUGUCGUUUAGCUCGAUCCAGACUGCACUGUCUGAGAGAUUGGUGGAAGUAGAUUCAGUUGUCACUUACAACAGCAUUUGAUAUGUUCUUAUCAACCAAAAAGAAACUUCAAUGCCACAGGGAGAGUGAGACUAAAUUGGUAACUCUUUCAUGAAGUAGCAAGGGUGCAAUGGACCAACUGAGUAUCCGUCCUUUUUGAUUCAAUGUUUCCACUGAGUCCAAAAAGAUCCAGGCACGAGAUGAGGCAAAAGCAUCUGUUCCUCCCGAGCAUGUCUCAUUUCGUGAAAGAAAUUCAACUUGUGCUUAAAAUGAUCAAUACAAGUGGCUUGCAUCAUCUCCUCAGGGAUUUAUUCCACAGAUUAAUCCCUCUCUCCCACCCCUCCUUCCCCCUCUCACGCUCUCAUUUACUCAGGGCCUUGGAAGGUUUUCUGUGGUGUCACUGAUAUGCAAUUCUACAGGAGAGUUCUUGUAAGUUAGAGCUAUUCCUUCAACAGAAACUCAUCGUUUGGAUGUUGUCAAUAAUAUUUCAACAUUAGGAAGGACCUAUCACCUUACUCUACUCAACACUAAUGAGGAGGUAUUAUUGAGGUGAAGACUCAGCGUUUGGCCAGUUUGAACACAGCAAGAUCCCAAAGACAACAUUUUGGAUGUUGCUUAGGCAAUAGGAAUUGGGUAGGCCACUGUGAAAUUCUCUCCUGCAUUUCCUCUAAUUAUAUUGAAGAGUCCUUCUACCUUCAGCUAGGAGAGCACUGCAGGGAAGUGUGAGCUGUGAUUAUGUCCUUGAAGCUCUGGAUUGGGGCUUGAACCGUAGUCUAACUCGAGGCAAAAGCCAGUACUGAGUGGGUUGAUUGUGCAUCAGCUGGGCUCCGUGGUGAUCCUCAGAUGGUUUGAGUUCCAGAGCUCUUGAACACAGCCUCAGUUGACCUUGUACAGUACUCGGGAAGCAUGGAGUUUGAGAUAUGGAGCUGUCACCCUUGCUGUCCAUUCCAGUGACUCAAGGAGAUGCUAAAGAUCCUGUGGCCCUAUUCAGAAAGACCGUAUGCUCCCAGUACCCUGACCAAUUUUUUUCAAUCAUUGCUACCAGCCAGUCUUGUUCCGUGUGCCUUAUGGGGCCUAUGCUUGAAUGAAAUAGCAGUAGCCACUGGUUAUGGCUUAGCUUCAAGUAGUUUUUCCUACUCAAUGUGUGUGCGAAUCUAGUGUUGUAUAAAUCCAAGUUGUAUUUCUUACCAGUUUCAGGCAGUUUUAUGUCAGUUAAUUGUUGCUAGCUGUUGGGUCAAGACUCUACAUGAAUUGCACUUUUCUUGCUGGUGGCACCAAGCAGCAGUAAGCCAUCCAUUUGGACCACAUUCAAUCCCCUGUUCCCAAGGUGAAAGGAACCCCAUCUCUUCGUCACCCCUCAACUUGAUAUCAAGUCACCUUAAAUAAGUGACACAUGGGUGGAUUAUUCACGGUUUGAGCAGUGCAUUGAACAUUGUUCAUCUCCUGCUGAACUGGCAGUCAAAUCCAACUCAUGAACAAUGAGACAAAGUCAUUCCGCUGCAUAUAAGCAUCGUAUCUCUUGGGAGUCUUAACCUGGUAUCUCCGGCUCUGAGGGGAGUAACUGGUUGUAACGACUUUAAUUGGCAGUCCUGGUCUCAAAGGAGCAGGAAGUGGAAGUGUCCCUGCUACAGGAACUGGUGGAAGCAAGAAAUUGAUCAGAUGGUGGAACACUUAUUCUGCCUCUAAUGUCAUGAUGUACCCCUUCGGUGUGUUUGGGGGUAGUUUGGAGAGAUUUGCUCUAUCUAACCCCUGGCUGUACCAGCCUGGGAGUGUUUGAUGGGAACAGUAUCAAGGGAGCUUUACUGUAUGUCUAAUCCUGUUUUGGAUAUCAAAACAGCAGGUGUCCAAGAUUCACCUCAACAAUCACAGAAAGACAGAGCUUAACACAGGAGUAAAUAAAGCUAAUUUAACAUAAACUGGAUUGGAGAUCAGUGGGAUGUACUUAAACCAUUUUCCAAAAUGGUGACACUGCAGUCCUCUGAGAACCUACACCUGCAGAACGUCAGCAGGAAUCGUUACAUCCGCUACUAUUAUUCAAUGAUCCUUUUUAAAUAUUAAGUCAGGGAUCCAUAGUUUCCCUUCAGUAUCCUUGAUUCUAGGUUCGACGAAAGUUGUCCACCCGUUCUUCCUAACAAAUUUAGUAAGUUCCUCUGCCACUCUAUUAUGCCUUUUAAUACGCAUGUUCUUUACAAAGGGGGCACCAUCCCGAGAUGUGUGCCAGAGUUUCCGAGGUUACAUUACAUCUUCUGCAGGCUUUGAUGUUAAAUGGUCUUCCAUACGACAAGGACGCCCUUGUCGGAAACAGAUUGGUCCUUAAUAAAAUUGAGUUAAUUACUUUUGAGGUUUUCAUAAAUUGAAUCUUUUUAAGCCAAUUAUUCAAUAUACUAUCGUUUUUGAAGUAGUGAACACCUCCUUGGCAGGGGAGAGCUAUCCAUUUGUCAAUUUCCGUGGAUCUCCAAUUCGCAUAAUUAGUGUUGCUGAAUUCAUCGAUUUCCUCAUCACUUUCUUCGUUGAUAGUAUUAAUUUCUGCCAAUUGCCUAUUGAUAUUUGGAUUCCAUACCAAUUCCAAAGACUUUAAUUUACUUAAUUUCUUCAUUCUCUCCAUAAUACUUUCACCCUCGAACUGAAACGAGGCAUGCAAAACUUCGUCUGGGGAUUUAUGGAGAGCCCCAUAUUUCCUCAUGAUCGAUAUUGGAAUAAAGGUAGCCAACCUGGUUAAUGCCAAGCCUCCAUCACGAUAUUUGGCAUAUAAAAUGCCAUCCGUGAUGGAUUGCGGAAGAUGUAGUAUUUCCUUGAUCGCAUUUUUAAUUAUAUUGUCCAAUUUGUUUAGAUAAUUAACAGAGGAUUCUGAUAAAAUUAGAUAAUAUAAUCUGGGAAUAAAAUAUGUUUUUAAAAUUUCUACUUUCUGUGUUGGUCUUAGGGGUGAUAUUUUUAAGUUGUUUAUCCAGCCUUCUAGUUUAACCUCCCAGUCCGCUUGGGCUAUACCAACCCACGGGUCUAUUUUGUCCCUAAGUAUUUAUCUGUCUGACCCGGUUCUAUGAAUUGAAUAGAUCCCUCGUUAAAUUUCCAAUUGUCUUUAUCAUUAAAAAUAAUUGUUUUGUUCUUGACGGUAAAAUAAAACUCUUUAGUCUUCCUAACGUUAAUCUCCAUUCCCGUAUUCACGCAGAAUUUCUCGACCAAUUUUAAAUUAUACUUCAUCCCCUCAUAUGUAUCGCUGACUAACGCAAUGUCGUCUGCGAAAGCUAACGUAGUGCAGUGACAAUUCCUACCAUCUACUCCUAAAAAUAUCCCUUUUUUUCCAUCUUCGAUAGUAGCGAUGAGAGGAUCCAUCACUAUAUUAAACAAAAUGGGUGAUAGCGCAUCACCUUGCUUAACACCUCUUAAAAUACUCAUUUUUUCCGUCUUGCAUUUAAAACCCUCAAUCUGCGUUACGUUGUUCUCAUAUAAACUAGUUAUUAAUUUAAUAAAUAAAAACAGUAAAUGGAGUCUCCUAAGGGCUGUUAAAAUUAGUUUAUGACCAACGGUGUCGAAGGCCUUAGCCAGGUCUACAAAGACCACUGCUACGUCCUCCUCCUUCUUCUUAGCUCCUCUUAUAAUAUUCUCUAAAAUUUUAAUAUUUUCUUCACACCCAGCAACGCCGGUCAUAAAACCUUUUUGUCUCUUAUUAAAAUUAAUUGUUCUAUUUAAUCUAGCCGCCAUAAUUUUUGAAAACAAUCUCAACAUAAUCGACCCUAUUGUUAUGGGUCUCCAAUUGUUAAUGUCUUUAAGUUCCUCUUUAUCAUUUACUUUAGGAAUUAACACCGUUCUACUCCAUUUCAACUGAUCUGGGGUAUUACCAUUUUUGAUCCACAAAGUAUAUAUUCGGGGAAGCAAAGUGUUGUCUCUAUUAAAAAUCUUAAUUAUCUCUUUUAAGGUUAUCCUGUCGGGUCCGGCAGUGGUGUUGACGUCCAUCGCCUUAAUGGCCUGAUUGACAUCGUCCACCGUCACCGGACCCAACAGGACUCCCUCUACAGAAUCCUCACUCCCUUUUUGUGUAUUUAACGAAUCCCCUCAAAUUACAUUUAUCAUUCACCUUUGAUAAUCUUAUUUUAUAAUAUUCUUCCAGGUCUUCUUUGUUAAGGGGACAUCCAUUAUUAGAUGGAUCCCCCAUUAGGGUCCUCGCUAGACGCUGCCUAUUCUUUUUAUACAUAGUUUGUACUACUUUAAAUUUUCCUUUCUUUCUACUAUAUCUCCUUUUCGCGUUAUUCUCUCUCUUUCCUUGCCUGCCACUCUUUAAUUUCACUCCUACCUCCUUACUCUUUUUCUUAAAAUUCUUAUCUUCUUUUCCCUUUCCUAUCUUCCUAAUUACUUUAUCCAUAAUCUCGUCAUACUCCUCGGUAAUACUUUUUGUCUUUCCUAGUCCCUCUUCCAUAAUUUUAAUUAAAUCUUCCAAAGACUCAUCCCUAUAAUCCAUUCUAUCUCCACUAAUCUCAUCCUCUUGCCUCUCACCGUCAAGGGGUCUUCCUUCCUCAACUACCCUCUCUCCUCCUACCUCCUCGUUAUCAUUUUCCUCAUUCAUACUAGCAUCAUUUAGUAUUACCUCCUGGUCUAUACCCGUUUCCUCCUCGCGGUUGCCCUGUUUUUUAUUCAAUAACCUCCUUUUAUCCGAGAUCUGUUUGGCUGUUUUAGUAUCUAACCUUUCCGCGAUAAGUUUAUUUAUGUUUUUACAUCCCUUAAAUUCAGACUCUAGCGAUUGCAAUUUUACAAUUUCUUCCUGGGACCAGACCCCUUUUUUACUUUUCUCCCCAUUCAUAACCUUUUCUUUACUUUUUUCCUUUUUUCAUUCCUUAAAUUAGGAUGAGCAUGCCUCAUGCUGGUCCAGUCCCCUAGAUGUCUUAAACUUUAACGGGCAUAAUUCACAGCUAAUUAAGCCGUCAUUCACUAUCUCUCCACUAAUAUCUUUAUUUUGAGUUACAUUACAUUUUGAAUAGUGGCAGGCUACCGCUUGAUAGCUUCCUUCCCAUUCACAUGCUACAUUUUAUUCUAACUGAUUUAAUCCCCUUACAUAUUUUUAAAUGCUUCAUAAAUAAUCCCGUAGUGUUAUGCACAUUUUUACAAUACUCGCAGCUAAAAUUAUCAAUUGGAUAAUUUAUAACUACUUCUAUUUUAUCAGCCUCCCUAGUUAUUGGGUGAAUAAUUUCUCCUUCAUCUCUCUCCUCUCUGUGCUCUAUCUCUCCAACCCGACUAACAUCAAAGAGCCCAUUAAAAUUUGAAUUAAAAUAUGUCCGGCUAUUAAAAAGACUGGACUGUAGAGGGGCCUCCAAUUCGAAUUAAGUCCGAAUUACUCUGAGCGUAAUUAUUGGCUGCCUUGUGCCUGCCCAAGGACAGCCGAGCCGGAAUAAUAAUUAUAGUCUCUUCCAUCUGUGUUGAGACAGACUGUCUAGUCCAUUUUUGGCUCAUACAUUUAGCGCACGGAGCCGCCAAUAACAACCGUGCGGGGCGUUUAUUCUCCCGGUUUCCCACCCAAUCAGAAUUUUCAGUUUCGGCCAUAAUUGCCUCAACCAAAUUUGGAUUUUAAAUUUGACUGAAAGGUCACCAGCCGUCUCGUAUCUUUUCUCUGGGUUGUAUUAGCCGACCUGGUCUGAGUAACGCUUUAUCAACGGUAGAAGACAAUAAAACUGCCAGAAAGUCCAGCACAGGUUAAAACCUAGGUAAAACCAACCCGAAGGUCAAGGUAAGACCAUCAGUUUAAAACACAGCUAAAACCCCAACAGCUAAAAUUGCCCUCCGUUGAGCCUCCUCUUCCAGGCCGUUACCAGGGGGAACCACGUGGAGGUUCAACCCAACUUUGUGGUCGAGAAAAUACGUAAAAACAGAUCACAAAGAUGACUACGCAGGCAGGUCGGAGACCAACAACCUUAAAAUACUGUAGUCACAUCCUCCCUAAUUUAACAUAAACUGGAUUGGAGAUCAGUGGGAUGUACUUAAACCAUUUUCCAAAAUGAUGACGCUGCAGUCCUCUGAGAACCUACACCUGCAGAACGUCAGCAUUUGUCAUUGAGUCUCCAUGGUUACAGUCAGAAACCAUGUAUGUGCCAUAUAAAUAUUUUGGACAGUGAAUACUCUGCCAGUUUUAUCUUGUACCUCUGUCUGCUUUUAUAAUUAUUAUCCCUCUAGUCUAACACAUUUCCAACUCGUGAUUGUGAUGUCCAUAGUGAUAAUUUUAAGCAUUUUAUUGGCAAGCUACCAGGUGAUGAAGUCUUUUCGCUGCAUCAGAGAUGGGCAGUCAGGAGAGACAGCACGUGCACAGGAUCGAGAUUUGACAGAUGAAGGUUGUGUUGUAAAUUGGGAGAAACUAUUUCUUCUAAUGGGGAAUCAGUGACAAAGUGAUACAUCAAAAUUGUCAUUGAGAGUCGACAGGGUUGGGGAAAUUUCUAUGCAGAGGGAUCAAUGUUUUCCCACAGGGAAAUGAUUGAAGCAGAGAGAGGUUUGUUGAGAGAAAAGAAUAAUUGAACAGAGAGAGAGAGCGCAGACCUUGAGUAGUUUUGGACUGUCCUAGAGCCAGUGUCAAUGUGAUGGACUGAAAUGUGAUAUGUGUAUCAAUGUCUAACAUUUGUGAACAUUUCUUUUGUCUAUAAUAGCAGAACUGUGAAAGCAUUCCAUUACUGUACUGGUCAGAGCAUUGAGUGUAGGAAUUGGGAUGUCAUGUUGCAACUGUACAGGCUGUUGGUUAGGCCACUUUUGGAAUAUUGUGUGCAAUUCUGGUCUUCCUAUCGGAAGGACUUUGUGAAACUUGAAAGGGUUCAGAAAAGAUUUCUGAGGAUGUUGCCAGGGUUGGAGGAUUUGACCUAUUGGUCCUAUAGCUUCAGAGACUGAGGUGUCACCUUUAUAGAGGUUUAUAAAAUCAUGAAGGACAUGGAUAGGAUAAAUAGACCAGGUUUUUUCCCUUUUAGUGGGGGAGUCCAGAACCAGAGAGCAUAGGUUUAGGGUGAGAGGGGGAAGAUAUAAGAGACCUAAGGGACAACUUUUUCACGCAGAGGGUGGUAUGUGUAUGGAAUGAGCUGGUAUAAUUACAGCAUUUAAGAGGCAUCUGGAAGGGCUUGGAGGGAUGUUGGCUGGGUGCUGGAAAGUGAGACUAGAUUAGGUUGGGAUACCUGGUCGGCAUGGACGAGUUGGACCGUGCUGUACAUCUCUAUGGCUGUAAAACAUGCAAAAUUUUCCCAAAUUAAUUUGGCGCAACAGCACUUUUCUUUCUGAUAUCAGAAGAUUUGUGGGUUUAUGCCUUGCUCUAGGAUUGGAGUUCCUGACCCAGGCUUUGCAUGCUGUACCCAAGCUUUGCUACAUUGGCAGAGGUCCCACCUUUCCAAUUAGCUCCCCUGUUACAAAUUGAAGCUCUUUUAGGGGCCUUGCUGUGCACAGAAUACCUGCCACAUCUGCUUCAAGAAGUGUCGGUUUGAGAAGAAUUUUCCAGUAUACAUUUUGUACAACAGUACAGUUACGAUCAAAAACAAAUUGCUGGAAAAGCUCAGCAGGUUCGGCAGCAUCGGUGCAGAGAAAUCAGAGUUAACAGGUUUCUGAGGAAGGGUCAACAGAACCGAAACGUUAACUCUGAUUUCAAUUCACAGAUGCUGCCAGACCUGCUGAACUUUACCAGUAACUUCUGUUUUUUGUUUGAUUUCCAGCAUCUGCAGUUCUUUUUGGUUUUUAUACGGUUAGGAUCUGCUCUGUUUAGUCUAUGGGCCUCCAGAAACAAAAAUCUGAAUCUGUUUUAUUAAAUUCCAAUUCUCCAACUGAAACAUCCAUGAUUCUUAAUAAAAGUUCAUUUCUUCUGAAAAUAUAGGGAAUUGUCAUCUUUGACUCUGAGAAAUUAUUUAGGUCUUUGUCUCCUAAAAUCAAAUAACUUUGAGGAGGUGACAAGUAGUUGUUAUGGGGAAAACAGCUUAUUCAAAUACUAAUGUGUUGGAAAUGUGAAGAUUCUGUUCUGAAAAUAAA
Hemiscyllium ocellatum (epaulette shark) is the source of this 12368-nucleotide messenger RNA. RefSeq names its product pyroglutamyl-peptidase I (gene pgpep1). Gene Ontology annotation, molecular function: pyroglutamyl-peptidase activity. The transcript has 5 exons. The record is from RefSeq and is a predicted model, not a curated record. Gene Ontology annotation, biological process: proteolysis. The coding region runs from base 72 to 704 and encodes 210 amino acids. NCBI's taxonomy places the organism in Eukaryota, Metazoa, Chordata, Chondrichthyes, Orectolobiformes, Hemiscylliidae. Gene Ontology annotation, cellular component: cytosol.